Molecule: messenger RNA, 2693 nt
Organism: Capsicum annuum
Lineage: Eukaryota; Viridiplantae; Streptophyta; Magnoliopsida; Solanales; Solanaceae
Product: probable protein phosphatase 2C 55
Exons: 6
Coding region: 617-2176 (519 amino acids)
Source: RefSeq, a predicted model, not a curated record
UUUAAAGGUGCAGCAACCAAACUCAAAAGCUCAAGGGGGGUGAAGUGCAAUUCCAUAAACAACAUAAAGGGUGCCUGUAAUUCAUCAUAAAAUACAGAAGGAUCUCCCUCUAAUAUAUAAUCCAAAUUCUUUUAUCCAUUUUUAAUUGUUAGCCAUAAAUAUGAAAACAUUCCAAAAAAAUUGAAAAGUCAAAACAAGUUCAUUGGUGAUUAAUAGGGUUUGUUGGUUGGGGGGGGGGGGGGGGAGAAAUUAACUGAGCCUCCUCUAGCUCAGCUCAGGAGAAGAGAGAGAAGCCUCCAAGUUAACAAAAUUCAAGAUUUCAUUCAUAUUGAGAGCAAAAAAAAUCAAGAAAUACUUUGGACAUUUCAAGAACAUAUUGUUUUGGAGCAAUUCAAGAUUUUUUUUUUUGAUUCCAUGUGGGUGUUUGCUUCUUGCAAUUGUUAUUCAUAAAGGUUUCUUAGCUCUCAAAGUUAUAUUGGAGAAGGGAGGUAGCGAAUGAGUUGAUGCUUGUCACUAAAUGUACUGAGCGUAAUGAUAGUUUUUGUGUAUAAUGGUGAUGGUUGUGUUUUUUCGUAUAAAGAGGUUCAAGCAAAUCAGCUGUGGUUGAUAAGCCAACAUGCCGAAUAAUUAUCUUCUUAGAUUAAGCCGGGCAGCUAGGCAGGGACUCCAGAAAUCCAUUUCUGGGAAAGAAAGUGGGCUCCAGGACCCGGUGGAGAUUUUGAUUGCCCAAGGGAGAUUGUUGUUUGGCAAUUCGAAGUGCUUCUAUUCACUACCAUUUGCAAGACCAGCUGACCUAAAUGUGCUCGUCCGUCCUGGAACCUUAGCUGCUGCACAGGCCAAUUUGCACACAGUAAACCAGAAAAAGAAUCUUUCUGUAGUUGGAGCUAUUUCUCGUGCAGUUUCUAUUCCUUCUGUGUCAGGGCCAGGAUUUUCCGUCUGUGGCUAUCACAUUGAUCGCCUGAUAUCCGACCCUGCUAAAAGUUUGUCUGACAGUGACCCUCACAAAGCACCUAUGGAAAUCUGUGGUCCUAAAACUUCUCCUCCAAGCUGCUCCUCAAAUAAAGUGAAUUCAAGGCAUCUCAACGCUGUUCUUUCUGUAAAUAAUCCUAUUACUUAUUAUAGAAAUAGAAGCCUUGAUAAUUGUAGAAAAGCCUGCAUGAGUUUGAGAAAUAAAAAUCAGCCCAACAACUUUUUACUCUACGGAUAUUUCGCAUACAAUGUAGCAAAGAGAAGCGGAAAUUCUAAUCUACAUGAAGGCUUUGGUUUGGCGGGGUUCCAUACUUCAUCAACUGCUAGUUCCUCUACUGGCACUGCUCAUGAUGUGUCAUUCGGUAACUCGAUGUGUGGGGCGCAGCUCUCAAGUUCAGCAGAUUCAUCUGAACAGUGUAUCCAUAUUGACAGAACCCUGAAGCUAAAUUCCGGAUCAUGUUACCUGCCUCAUCCUGAUAAAGAAGAAACUGGUGGAGAGGAUGCUCAUUUUAUUUGCAGUGACGAACAAGCAAUUGGUGUAGCUGAUGGUGUUGGUGGUUGGGCUGAUCUUGGUAUUGAUGCUGGGCAGUAUGCACGGGAGCUAAUGUCUAACUCAGUGACUGCAAUACAAGAUGAACCAAAAGGCUCAGUGGACCCUGCCAGAGUCCUCGAUAAAGCUUAUACGUCCACAAAAUCCAAAGGUUCCUCAACUGCCUGUAUAAUUGCCCUCACAGAUCAGGGUCUGCAUGCCAUUAAUUUAGGAGACAGUGGAUUUAUAGUGGUCAGAGAUGGAUGUACUGUUUUUCGAUCCCCUGUGCAGCAACAUGAUUUCAAUUUCACAUAUCAACUCGAGAGUGAUAAUGCUGGAGACUUACCAAGUUCUGGAGAGGUGUUCAAAAUACCAGUGGCACAAGGAGAUGUUAUAAUAGCUGGUACUGAUGGGUUGUUCGACAAUUUGUACAACAACGAUAUUAAUGCUAUUGUGGUUCAUGCAACGAGAGCUGGCUUAGGGCCACAGGUGACAGCUCAGAAGAUAGCUGCAUUGGCUCGGCAAAGAGCACAGGAUAAAAACAGGCAGACCCCUUUCUCUGCUGCAGCUCAAGAAGCUGGGUUCCGUUACUAUGGUGGGAAACUGGACGAUAUAACUGUGGUUGUCUCCUACAUAAGCAGUGACAGAAAUGAAAGGUCUAACCGCUUACAGAUGUAGUUGAGAACUUUCUUUCUUGCUUUGAAUCGCUUGUCUUUGGGCUCAAUGGCUUUUAAAGCUCCAUUUGAAGGGGAUUUCAAAUCUUGCAUGUAUCGUGUGAAAUGUGUCGAAGAUCAUUUCUACUUCCGAUGCACCAGUUUCUUGGCAAUUUACUCUUUCCCACAUCACGCCCCACUUCCACAGACCACAAAAAUAGAAGAUCGCGAACCCCCCCCCCCCUCUCUCUCUCUCUCUCUCUCUCUCUCUCCCUCUCCCGUUAGGGGAAGAUCAUACGAGUGCUGAUCAUGUAUAUGGAAUAGGUGUAGACCGAAAGGUGCUCCUAUAUAUGGUGCUUUGAUUUAGAUAUCAUCUUUCUGGAGAUAUGUUGGUUUGCCAUAGAAUUGCUAGUUAGGACACAGUAACUUGGUGCAUUAAGCUUUCUUCAAUUCUUGGAAACCAAAUUCUGUCAUCUUUUCCAGUGUAAUAGUUUUUGGACAUGAUUUUCCCACUGGCUGUAAAUAAAUGAGCAUUUUCUUUA